Molecule: messenger RNA, 1449 nt
Organism: Fonsecaea multimorphosa CBS 102226
Lineage: Eukaryota; Fungi; Ascomycota; Eurotiomycetes; Chaetothyriales; Herpotrichiellaceae
Exons: 1
Coding region: 1-1449 (482 amino acids)
Source: RefSeq, a predicted model, not a curated record
AUGAGCGCUGGCUCUUCCUAUCAUUCGACCCCCUUCUCUGCUUCUGCUAUCGAGCCUGCUCCUCCUCUCCCGCCACCCGAUCGUUCUCGACAGCGACCCCCACAGCCCUUGCGCAGAUCUUCGCCCAGGCUCUUCCGCGACUUCUUCAAUGCUAUGUCAGAUACUGCCUCUCGCAGGCAAGCCACACUCCCUCAUCCAGCGCUCAGUCUCCAAGACCCCCUUGUCGACGUCAACCGCGCCCUAGAAAACGCAAACCGUGCGCUCCUAACCGCCCAAGAAGCCUUCUACCAAGCCAGAAGGCCGCUGCCAGGGAACGAGGCCAGAAGAUUGCGGACAGACAGCGAAGCCCCCAGUCAGUUGGUGGACUUGACGGCGCAGAGGAGCAGCUCCCCGCAAAGAUCACGCAGUUCAAUCUCAGCCGAAAGUCACUACCUUUCCCAAACCACGCAUCCUCACGAUCCUUCCUCUGCCCACCGAUCAAGAAGGCUCCACGCCCUCGACGAGCCCGUCUACGGUGCCCGACCCACCAGCUCUGACCGCGAACUACCUCGCCUCCCUCCAAGCUUCAGAUUCUGGCCGGCCGGCCCUGGAGUUUACCUGAACCGACAGGAUCCAGAUUACGACGGCAGACUACCUCCAGCAUUUGAGGAAGAGGCGAUAAAUCGUCAACGAGAAAACCACCAAAACUGGGAACGCACUCAAGCCAGAAGCAGACACCGUCAGCGUGUCGAGCAGGAACAAAGCCAAAGCCAAAGCCAAAUCUCUUCACAGACCACCAUGUCGCCUCCCUCCUCAUCCCUGAGGAGCACCCAUCAAUCUUCUCAGCAUCGCCAUUCACCCAAGCCAGACGCUGGAACAGAAGAUCCCCCAAUCGAAUCCGUUGAUCUCACUGCCGUUGAUGACGCUGACGCCCUCUCCGCCGCUCUUGCAAAGCAGAGACAAGACGCUAUCUUGGCUCAGAACCCACGAACAGAAAGCGGUCGCACGUCGUUGACCGGGUACAAAUGUCCCGUGUGCAUGGAUACCCCCACUGAUGCAACGUCUACGGCAUGCGGACACGUCUUUUGCCACCGUUGCAUUCUCGAUACCCUGAAAUGGUCCAUUGAAACACGAAGGGAAAAUAUGCCGGCAUCUAGGAAGUCCAAAGGCGUGUGUCCUGUGUGCCGAAAAACUCUGGAUAUGAAGGAUACGCCUGGACCAGCUAGGGGCUUGAUCCCUCUUGAGUUGAAAUUAAUGGUGAGGAAGCGAAAACGAGAGGACAAUCCGGAUGAAAAGGCGCCGGGAAAAGCGAAAGGAAAAGGCAAGGGGAAGUCGCUAGCCAAGGCUGAAACACUGAGCGACGACGAAGAUGAAAAUCGCAAGGACAGUGUCCAGGAGGUACCAAAACCCGGACAUGAGACCGUGGACGAGGAGGCAUUCUGGGGCACGUUCAUCGACGACCAAGCCUAG